GCUUCAUGCCCCCCGUACCCCCGGUCCCCGAGGUUCAGUACUCACAGCUAAGGUAGAGCCAAGGUGAGAGGACAAUGUCACAGAAUGAGACGGGGUAGUCUACUUUUUUUUUGUGCCUCCCUCUCAAGCUUGCGCCUUUUUUUUUAUCGACCGGAUCUCUUGGCUUACUUGAACCUCUUCCUCCCCGUUACCUAACUUAACCUACUUUUUCCUCCCCUCCACUCUAUCCUAUCCCUCAUAUACCUCUCCUCUUCCCUCCGGCAUCUCCGCCUCUUGUUCCUGUUCUUGCUUUUGCACUCGUAUCUUCUUCGUCUGCAUAACUAUCUCUCACAAUGGCUUCUGUCGCCCGUCUCAGCAACGCUGCCCUGCGGGCUUCCCUCCGCUCUACUCCUAUCAAUGGCUCUGUCUUCAACGCCGUUCGAUGCUAUUCGGCUAAGACUCAGACCCUGAAGGAGCGAUUCGCCGAGUUGCUGCCCGAGAAGAUUGAGCAGGUCAAGGCCCUCCGAAAGGAGCAUGGUUCCAAGGUCGUCGACAAGGUCACUCUUGACCAGGUCUACGGUGGUGCCCGUGGCAUCAAGGCCCUCGUCUGGGAGGGUUCCGUCCUCGACUCUGAGGAGGGUAUCCGAUUCCGUGGCAAGACCAUCCCCGAGUGCCAGGAGCUUCUCCCCAAGGCUCCCGGUGGCAAGGAGCCUCUUCCCGAGGGUCUCUUCUGGCUUCUCCUGACCGGUGAGGUUCCUACUGAGCAGCAGGUCCGCGACCUCUCCGCUGAGUGGGCUGCCCGCUCCGAUCUCCCCAAGUUCGUCGAGGAGCUCAUCGACCACUGCCCUACCGACCUUCACCCCAUGGCUCAGUUCUCUCUGGCCGUCACCGCCCUCGAGCACACCUCCAGCUUCGCCAAGGCUUACGCCAAGGGUAUCAACAAGAAGGAGUACUGGGGUUACACUUUCGAGGACUCCAUGGACCUCAUUGCUAAGCUCCCCAACAUUGCUUCUCGCAUCUACCAGAACGUCUUCAAGGGCGGAAAGGUCGCUCCCAUCCAGAAGGACAAGGAUUACUCCUUCAACUUUGCCAACCAGCUUGGCUUCGCCGACAACGCCGACUUCGUUGAGCUCAUGCGUCUCUACCUCACCAUCCACACCGAUCACGAGGGUGGUAACGUCUCUGCCCACACCACUCACCUUGUCGGCAGUGCUCUCAGCUCUCCUUUCCUCUCUCUGGCCGCUGGUCUUAACGGUCUCGCCGGCCCCCUCCACGGUCUUGCUAACCAGGAGGUCCUGAACUGGCUCACCGAGUUCAAGAAGUCUGUCGGUGACGAUCUCAGCGACAAGGCCAUCACCGACUACCUCUGGUCUACCCUCAACGCCGGCCGUGUCGUCCCCGGUUACGGCCACGCCGUCCUCCGAAAGACUGAUCCCCGUUACAUGGCUCAGCGCGCUUUCGCCCAGGAGAAGAUGCCCAACGACCCCAUGUUCAAGCUCGUCUCCCAGGUCUACAAGAUUGCUCCUGGUGUCCUCACCGAGCAUGGCAAGACCAAGAACCCUUACCCCAACGUUGAUGCCCACUCCGGUGUCCUUCUCCAGUACUACGGUCUUACUGAGGCCAACUACUACACCGUCCUCUUCGGUGUCUCUCGCGCCAUUGGUGUUCUUCCCCAGCUCAUCAUCGACCGCGCUCUCGGUGCCCCCAUUGAGCGACCCAAGUCCUUCUCCACUGACAAGUGGGCCGAGCUUGUCAAGAAGCUGUAAGGAGUUUAAAAAUGGAAGGGAAAAAGGAGACGGGAGGAUAAUGCUCAGAAGAUGGGCAGAAUGGAUUGCCGAGUUAAUGGCAUUUGUACAACACAAUGGGACUGUUUUAGUUUAGUAAUGAGCAAGUCGUCGCGGCGCGCCGAUUGAAAUGAAAUGAUUUAACAGUUAAUCUGCAAAGUUCCUCGUGUCUACGAACUGGUUCCAUGUCAUGACUCGCAAUUGAGCUCUUUGUAAAUACAAUUGAGUAAAUUGUAUGUUGCCAUACAGCAUAUUCACUCACGCCGUGAUAGCGUCGUUAUUUCGAACUUUUUUUUCUUUGGUGGAGACGGGAAUGUUGACCCCAUUGAAAGUUUCUUACAUUAGCCAGCCUUGCGAGCCGGGACAACUCGCCAGUAGAAUGCCCGUGGUUCUGGUUCAAACUUUCAAGGAGACUCAAGAAUUGUUGAAUUCUCUCUCCCGUCUGCAGAAAACCCCUGCAUCGUAAAUGUGACAAGUGAAUAACAUGUACGGAGUACGUCACGUAGUCUCGGUGAGAGAUUACACCGACAAAAUCCCAUGCGGGAUCCGUCCAUUUCAGGGACCCGAGCUCUCAACAGUCUAGACAUUCCUUCAAUCGGUUGGGUGGAGGAGGGGCGUUGAGAGCUCCAGGUCCCUCUAAUUCGGCGCCACAGGGGGGACGAAAAUAGAGGUGAGAGCUGUGAUCUUCGGGGGGUGGCUGAGGUUAUUACCGAAUGGGGAAGUAAGAGAGCUGCGAAGCUGUUGGAUUGAUUGUUGAAGAUGUAUGUUUCAAGGUGUAGUGAAUUGUCUGUAGUCUGUGAGUGAUAGUGAAGCAGGUUAGCUGUUAGUUGUUGAGGUCUAGACUUGUGAGCUUAUGAUAACUGUGCUCAGCAGUUGUAAGCAAUCUGGACCUUUUGGUGUGAGUGAAAAUACGGAGAGCUUCAG
This is a messenger RNA of Fusarium odoratissimum NRRL 54006, 2687 nucleotides long. Its product is annotated as citrate synthase, mitochondrial. Gene Ontology annotation, biological process: carbohydrate metabolic process; citrate metabolic process; tricarboxylic acid cycle. The coding region runs from base 333 to 1745 and encodes 470 amino acids. Gene Ontology annotation, cellular component: mitochondrial matrix. The record is from RefSeq and is a predicted model, not a curated record. The transcript is spliced from 4 exons. NCBI's taxonomy places the organism in Eukaryota, Fungi, Ascomycota, Sordariomycetes, Hypocreales, Nectriaceae.